This is a messenger RNA of Vicia faba (fava bean), 1251 nucleotides long. Lineage: Eukaryota; Viridiplantae; Streptophyta; Magnoliopsida; Fabales; Fabaceae. The record is from the annotation of a GenBank genome assembly.
AUGAGUUCUUCAGAGAUUCCAUCGAAAACCCCCCAAUUUCCAAGCUCCGAAUCUCUAUUCAAAGAUCCCAUUGAAGAACUAAGCUCAAAGAUGCCGCAACACACUUGCAAACGUGGAGUCGCACUUUUGUUGAAGGGCGAAACUGCUAGAAGGAAAAUUGAAUUUUCGUCUCCGCGAAAGAUUAUUAAAUUGGCUGACAAAUCAUUGGAGCUUCCUGAAAAGUAUGAAAAUUUGGGUGAGUUUUUCAAUAGCUUGGAUAGUUCGAUUCGAUUGUUGCGAUUGAAAGGGGAAAUGACUUCGUUCACUAAUAUCAGGCCAAAGAUUGAAACUUUAACUAAGAGGAGGUUUACAUAUGGUCAUUUGGCUCAAUUAAAGUUUAUAUUACCUGAGGCAAUUGCUAUUAAGGAGAUAUUAGUGUAUGAUACAAGAACGAGUUGCAUGAAGCCGGAUUUUCAUGUUACUAUAAACUCUGAUGCAGUAGAGUUUGAUGCCAAGUUGAUAUCUGAACCUGGGACUAUAUCUAUGAGGAAGUUAUUUCGUGCAAGGCUCAAAGAUUUUUGGGAAUCUCAUCCAAAGGAUGAUGAAAUUCCAGAGGAAAUACUGCCCGAGCCAUUCAAUCACCCAAAACAAGAGCCUCUUUUACCCAUGUUUAAAACUCCCUCAAUAUUCUCCGCAGCGACAUUGUCAACUAGUGACAAUGCUGUUAAUAUAGACCCUGAUGUCUCAGUGCCCAAUGAGACAUCACUUGAGGCUCUUUACCAGCAGCCAGCACUUGCCGCCUCUCAUAUGCCUCAAUCUUUUAGAAAACGGUUUUCUCAGAGAGUGAAGGAAAAUGUUCACCCAAAAUUUCCAUCAGAUUCCUUCCAACCUUCAGCUGUCCCAUUAUCAGAGUUACGCAUGAAGAUAAAUUCCACUUCUGAGGUCACUUUAUCUCAUCAGAUAACUUCUCCAGCUGAGUUGGUUUUAGAAGCACCCAGUAGUGAAGCAUGUUCAUCCAGGGUUACCCCAGCUACACCUAGUAAAACCAUUGAGUGUUCUGAAAUCAAAGUUGUAUCUGUUGAAAGAGUUGAAGAUAUGUCAACUCCAUUGAGAUUUGUGUCAACUCCAUCCAGGCUGAUGUCAGCAACACCUGAAUUGGAGCCUCCUAAAAGGCCUUCAAUCCCCUAUGACAACUCUGCAAGCUCAUCAGACAAGUUGGUUAAGCGUCCACCUCCGUCAAGGUCAUUGAAUUUUGACACUCCAGAAAAAUGA